Cyclopterus lumpus (lumpfish) is the source of this 2433-nucleotide messenger RNA. Its product is annotated as SLC35A4 upstream open reading frame protein-like. Gene Ontology annotation, cellular component: Golgi membrane. NCBI's taxonomy places the organism in Eukaryota, Metazoa, Chordata, Actinopteri, Perciformes, Cyclopteridae. Gene Ontology annotation, molecular function: pyrimidine nucleotide-sugar transmembrane transporter activity. The coding region runs from base 323 to 634 and encodes 103 amino acids. Gene Ontology annotation, biological process: pyrimidine nucleotide-sugar transmembrane transport. The transcript has 3 exons. The record is from RefSeq and is a predicted model, not a curated record.
GCGUCGCGUGCGUCCCGUAGGCUUUUAUUCCCCUCUACUGGUUUUACGUUAGCGUUACAUUUGCUGACGCCAAAUGCAUCUUCCAUGAAGUUACUCCAACCCGCCCGGGGUUUAUUAUCGUAUGUAUUGGUGUCAGUGUGCUAAAUUAACUAAUCUGGUUUUUCACACUACCAAAUUAAGGCAACAAGUCACUGGCGAGGGAGCGCCUUUCCUCGGGAUGAAUACAUUUGUAUCUUAUUUUAUCCCAGGCCAAAUUAAUCGAGCUGAAGCAAAAAUAAAUCCAGGCUGACGAGCCGAACGCCGAUCAUCACUCUGAGCAAACAUGGCGGAUGACAAGGAUCCUCUGAAACAGUUAAAAGACCUGACGCGGCUCAAAAACCAGUUGGAGGAGAUCCAGAGGCGCGUGGAGAACGAGGUUUCUGUAGGAAUCCCUCAGGGAGGCUCAGUGUUGGGAUCGCCAUUUCUGAAAGGCUUUCUGGCUGGCUAUGUGGUAGCCAAGCUACGCUCCUCUGCCUUCCUGGGAGUGCUGCUGGGAACAAUCACUGGCAUUUACGCGGCACAGAACUACCAAGUGCCCAACGUUGAAAGGACUUUGAAAGAAUAUAUUAACAGCUGUAAAAAAGGACCAAAAUGAUUCGGGCUGACUGCUAGACUGGUCAGUGACUGAAAGGGCACAAGAGACAGAAAUACUGCUGCUGUCUUGUCAGUGGCUUGUGACGGACCAGCCUUCAAGACUGGACUAUGCAUUUAAUGAUACAACUGAAAUUUCAUUGAGACAUCAAAGUAUUGGCCUGAUGUUUUUUAUUUGCAUAUUGCUUUGUGGGUUCAGUUAAAUACUGCCGUUUCAUUUCCGCUUGUGUCGGUGUGACAUUAACACUGAGUGGAAGACUUUGAUCCUACAAUGUUUUAAUGUUUUGAUCAGAUUUCUCACAUUUCCAGCAAAUGUCUCAUACACUUAUUGCUCCCAUCAAAAUACAUACUCAAAGUUAUACAGAGAAUAAUGCAGAAGUAAUUUAGAAUAGAUAUUUGAAUGGUUGAGAUUCUUUUUCUUUUUUUGCACUAUAACUAGUAGAGAAAAUUGUUUAUUUUGAAUCAUUGAGGAUGAUUGUGAUCCAGAAUGUGGGGCCCAGUUCCCCAGCAAGGAUUAGGAGACAGUGGAGGAGAAGGAUUCUGUGGGGUGUCCUGUUUGGGCUGAUGGUCCUUAUCUAUGGCUCUCAUGCACCACUCAUUGCUCUCACCAAGGUAGACGGCCAAGUCCCUUUCAACCCCUCCUCAUGUGUUUUAAUGAUCGAGUUAUCCAAACUCUUGAUUUCUCUGGCGACUCUCGUGUCAACCGGGGGUACGUCCACCUUACAUGCGGCUCCACCUCUAGUCCGUGUGGCCCCCUAUGCAGUCCCUGCGAUACUCUACGCCCUCAACAACAACCUGGUAGUUCUCAUGCAGGACUACAUGGACCCCAGCUCAUACCAAGUCCUUUCGAACCUGAAAAUUGCCUCCACGGCCCUGUUGUACUCCUUCUGCCUGAGCAAGAGGCUCCGGCCUUCUCAGUGGUUGGCCCUGGGGCUCCUCAUGGCUGCAGGGGUGUGUCACAGCUACAGCAGCCUGGAUCUAGGGGACCGUGAGAGGGCGGAAGCUGAGGAAGGUCCCAGGCUUCAUAUCACAGUGUGGGGUAUUUUCCUUGUGCUGGUGUACUGCUUGGUUUCAGGGCUUGCAGCAGUUUACACAGAGAGGGUGCUAAAGAGCCAGAAGCUGCCCCUCAGCUUGCAGAAUAUCUACCUCUAUGUGUUUGGUGUGGCUAUAAAUGGGAUCUCCUCCUUCUCAUUUGUAGUAGGUGAAAAGAGCUUUCUGGAGGGAUACUCUGGGGUGGUUUGGGCCAUCAUAGCAGGGCAGGCAGCUAACGGACUUCUGAUGUCUGUGGUGCUCAAGCACGGCAGUGGGAUCACCAGACUGUUUGUCAUUUCCUGCUCCAUGUUGGUGAACGCUCUGUUGUCUUGGGCCAUCUUGGGGCUGCAGCUCACACCCUUUUUCCUCCUCCCCAUUUCUAUGAUUGGACUGGCAGCUUUCAUGUACUACAGAUAGUUAAUGGCUGAACCACAAGGCCCGUUGAACUCAUUACAGUCUGUGCAUUUUUUUUCUAGUUUUUUCAGAUGUGAUUUGUUUUCUGAUCCAGAAUCCAAUGCAUAUUUUUAUUUGUAACAAACCAUAUCAUGUGAACAUUUGUCAGCUGAACCCUACUUUGACAAAUAACAAGUUUUUUUUUAAUUUAAUUCACAUUUUUUUACACUGAUGCAAUCAAACUAAAAUAAAUCAGGAUUAUCGUAUCUUCAGUGAAACAUUUCUGAAGAGUGCUGCUAGUAUACUUUUUGUAUUUCAUUCUCUGCCAAGAACAAUGUCAAAGUGUGUUCAUGAUAACCAAUAAACUGUCAAAAACUA